GAAGCCGUUCAAGACAACCUACUCCUUAUCUUGUUAUCCAUCCAUAUACCAAAGAGGACACUCGAACAAUGGCAAUGGCGUUUACAACGGCAGCGACCAACAGCCGAUGGAGCUUAACAGCAUUGAGGGCAGCGCUACCUUCUGUGGGAGUAGAGAUUCAUACUCCCGCUCGCGUCAGCUUCCCGUCGGCCACUGGUCGAGUCAGUUGCAGAACCUGCAGCAAACCGAUCGCCUCUUUUUCGGGUCUAUGCCCUUUGAACCCUCUCAUUUCUACUGGUUUAUCAGAUUUUGACAGCUUUGAACAUAAUUUUACAAUUGUUGAUAGUGGUUGUCGAUAUUUUGCCAUGAGACAUGGCAAGCGGGUACCUAAGCUCAAUAGGCCUCCUGACCAACGGCGUGCACUAUUGCGAGGGCUCACUACCCAACUCCUUAAGCAUGGUCGGAUCAAAACCACCAGAGCGAGAGCAAGUGCUAUGCGUAAGUAUGUUGACAAAAUGAUAACAUUAGCAAAGGAAGGUUCUUUGCAUAAAAGGAGACAGGCUUUAGGGUUCGUCUACGAAAAACAAAUUGUCCAUGCUUUAUUUGCAGAAGUCCAAGAUAGGUAUGGGGAGAGAAAUGGUGGAUAUACCAGAAUUAUUAGAACACUGCCAAGGCGAGGGGACAAUGCGCCUAUGGCAUACAUUGAACUUGUCUAAAUACUUGCCGGUUCUGUUUGUAUCAGUGAAGUCAAGUAGGAAGGGCGAUGAGGUUUAAUACUUUUUGAGGCAUUGCCACAUGUAUGAUUAUAGACCUUGUAUUAAUAUCUGCAUAUAUAUAUAUAUAUAUAUAUAUGCAUGCAGGUUAUAACUAUUUUGGCAAAGUCAAUUUGGUAUACAUUAUGAGGCCUGGUCAAUUUGUUAAUUUUAUUCAAAGUACAUUUACAUGAUAUUUGGUCGGCUGGAGGCUCAAUAUGACUCUCUGUUCUAACCUCAUCAA
Messenger RNA from Momordica charantia (bitter melon), 975 nucleotides. RefSeq names its product Ribosomal protein L17 family protein. Gene Ontology annotation, molecular function: structural constituent of ribosome. NCBI's taxonomy places the organism in Eukaryota, Viridiplantae, Streptophyta, Magnoliopsida, Cucurbitales, Cucurbitaceae. Gene Ontology annotation, biological process: translation. Gene Ontology annotation, cellular component: cytosolic large ribosomal subunit; ribosome. The record is from RefSeq and is a predicted model, not a curated record.